AUGGCUCCUUCACUCUCCGAUCCGGUUGACCUCCCCUGUGGACUUCGAUUACCCAAUCGCUUGGUAAAGGCCGCCCUUGGGGAAGGACUCGCCACAUCGUCCCACCAGCCUAACCUCAAGUUCUUCGAGGCCUACGGCCAAUGGGGCGCUGGGGGCUGGGGUGGUAUCCUCACCGGAAAUGUAAUGGUUGAUGAGCGCCAUUGCGGCAGUUCAACUGAUGUCCUUUUCGAAGCAGAUCCCUUUAAACGCCCGGACGAGGCGUGGGAGGCGUAUGCCGAAGCUGCUCAGUCACAUGGCACCCCUGGGUUCGUACAGAUCAAUCAUCCGGGACGACAGUCGCCGGUCAUGGGCGGUAGAAAAUGGUUCUGGACAAAAAAUAUGGCGCCCAGUGCCGUACCGCUGAACGUGGGGUCCGGGCUGCUGGCCUGGUUCCUCAGCGCUGCGAUCUGGGGCACGCCGAGGGAGAUGACCAUCGAAGAAAUCCGGACGACUACCCAGCUAUUUACAGACGCCGCAUGCUAUGUUGUGGAAAGGGGAUUCAAAGGCGUUCAGAUCCAUGGUGCCCAUGGCUUCCUACUCGCGCAGUUCCUGUCGUCGAAGUCAAAUCGACGAACGGACGAGUAUGGCGGUACUCCGCUGAAGCGUGCCCGGUUUGCCGUAGAGGUCACGAGAGCAAUCAGACAGGCCGUGCCGGCGGACGUCGCAGUCGGGAUCAAAUUCAACAGCGUCGAUCAUCAACAGGAAGAGUCAUUACACGAUGCCAUCGAACAAAUUCGGGCCAUCGUGGACGCCGGAAUCGACUUCCUCGAGAUCAGCGGCGGAACUUACGAGGAUCCCCAGAUGUUACACGCGCGGUCUGCCGCCAACAUUCAGAGCACCAAAUCCUCCGCCCGCGAAGCCCAUUUCCUCGACUUCGCCCGGGAAAUCCGCCGAUCAUUCCCGAACCUCACGCUGAUGCUCACCGGCGGAUUCCGCACCCGCGCCGGCAUGGAAGCCGCCCUGGCUGACGGGGCGUGCGACCUCAUCGGUGUGGGGCGGCCGGCCGUCGUCAACCCGGCAUGGCCAAAAGAGGUGUUGUUGAACGAGAACAUGGGCAACGAGGAGGCGCAGUUGUUGCUGAAUCCGGUCAAUAUUCCGAGUUUCGCGAAGAAAUUAGGGUUGAAUUUCGUGGCCGCGGGGUCGGAGACGGUUUACUAUGUCAUGCAGAUAGCAAGGAUAGCGAAAGGGCUUCGGCCAAUGGCACCCUGA
Messenger RNA from Eremomyces bilateralis CBS 781.70, 1248 nucleotides. RefSeq names its product NADH:flavin oxidoreductase/NADH oxidase. The transcript is spliced from 4 exons. Bases 1 to 1248 code for a protein of 415 amino acids. Lineage: Eukaryota; Fungi; Ascomycota; Dothideomycetes; Eremomycetales; Eremomycetaceae. The record is from RefSeq and is a predicted model, not a curated record. Gene Ontology annotation, molecular function: oxidoreductase activity; FMN binding.